Molecule: messenger RNA, 8502 nt
Organism: Puma concolor (puma)
Lineage: Eukaryota; Metazoa; Chordata; Mammalia; Carnivora; Felidae
Gene: PDZD2
Product: PDZ domain containing 2
Molecular function (GO): protein binding
Source: RefSeq, a predicted model, not a curated record
AUGCCCAUCACCCAGGACAAUGCCAUGCUGCACCUGCCCCUCCUCUACCAGUGGCUGCAGAACAGCGUGAGGGAGGGCGGGGAUGGCCCAGAGCAGCGGCUCUGCCAGGCAGCCAUCCAGAAGCUGCAGGAGUACAUCCAGCUGAACUUUACUGUGGAUGAGAGUGUGGUCCCACCUGACCACAGCCCCCCAGGGAUGGAGAUCUGUACUGUGUACCUCACCAAGGAGCUGGGGGACACAGAGACUGUGGGCCUCAGUUUUGGGAACAUCCCUGUUUUCGGGGACUAUGGAGAAAAGCGCAGAGGGGGCAAGAAGAGGAAAACCCACCAGGGCCCUGUACUGGACGUUGGCUGCAUCUGGGUGACAGAGCUGAGGAAGAACAGCCCGGCAGGGAAGAGUGGGAAGGUCCGACUGCGGGAUGAGAUCCUCUCCCUGAAUGGGCAGCUGAUGGUCGGAGUUGAUGUCAGUGGGGCCAGUUACCUGGCUGAGCAGUGCUGGAAUGGCGGCUUUAUCUACCUGAUCAUGCUGCGCCGCUUCAAGCACAAAGUUCACUCUCCGUAUAAUGGCAACGGUAGCAACAGCUCUGAACCAGGAGAGACGCCAACCUUGGAGCUGGGUGACCAAACUGUGAAAAAGGGAAAAAGAGCAAGAAAGUUUGGGGUCAUUUCCAGGCCUUCUACCCACAAAGCCACUGAAGAACCCAAGAGCAGUACUGGCUGUGAGUUGGACAAUGACCCCAUCUCUGAGCCGGACAACGGCCCAGACCCCGAACUUGGCAAUGGCCAUGCUUUUGAGCUAGAAAAUGGCCCGGAAUCUCUCAAGGAGCUGGCUGGAUCCCAUCUAGACAAGUCAGAAGCAGACAGAGGGACAGAGCAUAGAAUUCCAAAGACAGAUGCUGCUCUACCUACAAGCAAUGACAAACGUCGCUUCUCAAAAUCUGGGAAGACAGACUUCCAAUCAAGUGACUGCCUGGCACGGGAGGAAGUUGGCCGGAUAUGGAAGAUGGAGCUGCUUAAGGAAUCGGAUGGGCUGGGAAUUCAGGUUAGUGGAGGCCGAGGAUCAAAGCGCUCACCUCACGCUAUCGUUGUCACUCAAGUGAAGGAAGGAGGUGCCGCUCACAGGGAUGGCAGACUGUCCUUAGGAGACGAGCUGCUGGUAAUCAAUGGUCACUUAUUGGUGGGUCUCUCCCAUGAGGAAGCGGUGGCCAUUCUUCGCUCAGCCACUGGAAUGGUUCAGCUGGUGGUAGCCAGCAAGGAAAGCUCCACAGAGGACCUCCUGAGGUUGACAUCUAAGAGUUUGCCUGAUCUGACCAGUUCAGUAGAGGACGUGUCCUCUUGGACUGACAACGAGGACCAGGAGCCAGACGGGGAAGAGGACGAAGGACCUGGCUCGUCUUCCGUCCAGGGAGCAAUGCCUGGGACAGAUGAGCCCCAAGAUUCGUGUGGCCCCGAGGAACCCAAGGGAAACCUGGAAAGUCCCAAGCAGGGCAGCAGUAAGAUGAAACUCAAGAGUCGCCUUUCAGGGGGUGUACACCGUCUAGAGUCUGUUGAAGAAUAUAAUGAAUUGAUGGUACGAAAUGGGGACCUGCGGGCCAGAAUGUUGGAGGUCUCCCGAGAUGGCAGAAAGCACUCUCUUCCCCAGCUGCUGGACUCUACUGGAACAUCACAGGAAUACCAGAUUGUAAAGAAGUCCACCCGCUCCCUAAGCACCACUCAGGUGGAAUCUCCUUGGAGACUCAUUCGACCAUCAGUCAUCUCCAUCAUUGGCCUAUACAAAGAAAAAGGCAAGGGCCUUGGCUUUAGCAUUGCUGGAGGCCGAGACUGCAUUCGAGGACAGAUGGGGAUUUUUGUCAAGACUAUUUUCCCAAAUGGAUCGGCUGCAGAGGAUGGAAGACUUAAAGAAGGGGAUGAAAUCCUAGAUGUAAAUGGGAUACCAAUAAAGGGCUUGACGUUCCAAGAAGCCAUCCAUACCUUUAAGCAAAUCCGGAGUGGAUUAUUCGUCUUAACAGUACGCACAAAGUUACUGAGCCCAAGCCUCACACCCUGCUCCACACCCACACACAUGAGCAGAUCCAGCUCCCCCAACUUCAACACCAGUGGGGGCAGCUCAGCAGCAGGCUCCGACGAAGGCGGUUCUUCAUCCCUGGGUCGGAAGGCCCCCGGGCCCAAGGACAGAAUUGUCAUGGAAGUCACACUCAACAAAGAGCCCAGAGUUGGAUUAGGUAUUGGUGCCUGCUGCCUGGCUCUAGAAAACAGCCCUCCAGGUAUCUACAUUCACAGCCUUGCCCCAGGAUCAGUGGCCAAGAUGGAGAGCAAUCUGAGCCGUGGAGAUCAAAUCCUGGAAGUGAACUCAGUCAAUGUCCGCCAUGCUGCUUUAAGCAAAGUCCAUACCAUCCUGAGCAAAUGCCCCCCAGGACCUGUUCGACUUGUCAUUGGCCGGCACCCUAAUCCAAAGGUUUCCGAGCAGGAAAUGGAUGCAGUGAUAGCACGCAGCACUUAUCAGGAGAGCAAAGAGGCCAAUUCCUCUCCUGGCUUAGGUACCCCCUUGAAGAGUCCCUCUCUUGCAAAAAAGGACCCCCUGAUUUCUGACCCCGAACCUGCCCAGUACUUUGCCCCCGGUGUCCCAGGCCCCCUGUCAGACUUCAUGGUGGCUGGCUCUGAGGACGAGGAUCACCCAGGAAGUGGCUGCAGCAUCUCUGAAGACGGUGGCCUGCCACCCAGCACCUCCACUCACAAGGAACCAGGAAAAGCCAGGGCCAACAGCCUCGUGUCUCUAGGAAGCCAGCGGGCCUCGGGGCUCUUCCACAAGCAGGUGACGGUUGCCAGACAAGCCAGUCUCCCUGGGAGCCCGCAGGUGCUCCGAAACCCUCUCGUCCGCCAGAGGAGGGUUGGCUGCUAUGACACAGACGAUGCCAGUGACGAAGAAGAGUUUGAUGGCGAAGGGGAUUGCGUUUCCCUCCCAGGGACCCUCUCUGGUCCCAGCAGGUCUCUGCCAGAGGAUGACUGUAGGCAGGUCUUGAUGACCUCUUCCAAGGUCAUGAGUAUCAACAACCAGGAAGAACAUCCCCAGAAAACACUGGUCAGUAAGGCCUCCUCAGUGCCUCUCCUGGGCAGCUCACUGGACUUAGAGGAGAGUGUGCCAGAGGGCACGGGGGACACUCCUUCCCAUUCAGCCAACCUGCUGGCCUCGGUAGCGGCCCCCAAGGGUGGCCCUGGCCGCUCAGGAAAGAAGGAACUAUCAGGAUCUAAGAGUUCCCCCAAAUUGGAAUACAAAGCCGAUACAGGCCCCCAGAAUCUGAUGCACACAGAUGUCUCCAGGUCCCCCCAGCAGAAGAAUGACAACCUGGGGUCCAGGCACAAACCAGUGGCCAGGGUCAGCCCACACCACAAGAGGCCCGAGGCUGACACCAGGCCCAGCAACUCCGAGACUGAAAACCUAGCUGAUGGAGCUGAUGACCCAUGUAUCCAGGCCACUUCUGGCAGAGAGACCGGGACUGAUUUUCAUCCCGAUGGAACCGUGGAGAAGGAAUCUCUGGGGAAGCUAACCGUCGAGGAUGGACGUGUCCCUUCCAACUGGGGGCCAGCCAGUGCCCCAUGUCACCCAGAUGCUGGCCACCGCACAGAGAACCUGCCGGAAGCUGCACCAGAGCGACCAAGGACAGGACUGGAUAGCCCCCCAGACCUCAUCCCUACCCCAGAGCAGAAGGGGGCAGCUCACCCUGAGCCCAGCAAGACCUCCAUGGACACGGGGCCAGCAAGGCGGCCUGAGGACCGUGGAGAGCCAGUGUCACCCGGGGUGCCUGAGUCUGAGGACAGAUGUCAUGUGAGUCUCACCCAGGAGAGCAGCGCCUCCCCAGGGAAGAUGGCAGCGGCUCGUCGUGACUUCAGCAACCUUCCGGCAGCCCCAGAAGCCAGCUUGCCCAGGAAGGCAGCUGCCCACAGGGGCGCGGGACCUGAGGCAGAGGCAACGUCUGCAGCUAGUGGCGUCCUGUCCCCAGACCUCGUGUCCCAGGAGGAGAGACAGAGAAGUCCCGGUCACCACGGCAAGGCUCUGCAAGCAACAGGCGUCCUCGUGCCUGCAAACUCCCCAGGCUCUUCCCUGCCCAAGGGAACAGAUUCUGUGUCCGAGAGGGCCCCGCAGGCCAGCCCCUCCCUGCCGUCACCCGCUGACCGGGCUGCAGGGGCGUGUGGGGGUGUCUCCGGGCAUUGCUGCCCCAGGGAAAGCGGGGGCAGUCCUGUGACUGACAUCGACACACUCAUCAAGGAGCUGGAUGCUUCUGAACCAAGACUUCAGUCUCCUCAGAAAGGGGACCGGUUGAGUCAAGUGGGACGUUCUCAGGGUCAACCUCCAGCAGGCACUGGAAAUGGAAGUUCCCACCAUGCUGAGCCAGUCGUGGGGAACCAGACCCCCACCCUAAGGAGGGCCUGGGCUGCUGGCCAGCCCCCCCUCCCACAGUGGGCCUCCCAGCCUUCAGUUUUGGAUUCCAUUAAUCCUGACAAACAUUUUACUGUGAACAAAAACUUUUUGAGCAACUACUCUAGAAAUUUUAGCAGUUUUCACGAAGACAGCAUGUCCCUGUCGGGCCUGGGUGACAGCACGGAGCCAUCUCUCUCAUCCAUGUAUGGUGAUGCCGAGGACUCAUCUUCUGACCCUGAAUCGCUCGCCGAAGCCCCACGAGCUUCCACCAGGAACAACUGGUCACCCCCUCAUUCCCGCAGAUCUUCUCACAGGGAAGACACUACAGAGUCUGAGGAGGAGCAAAUUGAAAUUUGUUCUACAAAUGGUUCCCCCAAUCCACCUUCAACUACCGCUCACGCACCUGCCCAGGCCGCACCCUGCCCUGUGUUGGCCAAAGUUCUGCCCUUAAAGCACAGUGCUCUGAGUCAAGUGGUGGGAAAUCCACGCGAGAGAGCAUCCUUUGUGCCAGGAAACUCAUGCCCUUCAAUUCCAAACUCUUCCCAGCCAUUUCUUCUCUCGGAUAUAAGCUCUCAGGAGCAUGAACUUCAUGCAGAUGUAAGGAUUUUACAGAACCCCAGACCCUCGUGUGAAGAAGAAACCAUGGAGGCCACCAGUACUAGCUCAUCUGUGGGGAACAGGCAGCCUCCUGAAGCCGCCACGCAUUUCCACAACCCUCCGGUCGCUCUCGGCAGUCUGAACACGGUAGAUGGUUUAGAACAUGACUUGCUGGGUGUCGAGACCCCAAAUAAAAAACAAGAGACAAAUGUCAGUGCAACUGAAAAUCAGUCCCCCUGUAGCGUGCAUGUCCCUAAGAAUGGAGAGUCUGUUUUGACAAAUCUACAUAUCUCCGAAAGUCACGAGCUGGAUGAGUUGCUACAGAAACCAAAAAUGGUUUCCAGGAGACCCAUCAUGGCCUGGUUUAAAGAAAUAAAUAAAAAUAACCAAGGGACACAUUCACAGGGCAAAACUGAAAAGGAGCAACCCAUGGCGCCCAGCAGAAGCCCUGACUCCAAAAGUCAGGUGUUGAGUUCCAGCCAGAAUUCCAGAAAGGGGAUUGCUGUGCCUAAUAGCUCCCCCCAGCUGAAAGUGAAUCUGGAAAAUAAAGACUCACCUAAAAAAAGUUCAGUGGAAACACUCUUAAGUAACUGUCAGAAACCCAAAUCUGGUCCUAAGCUGAAGAGACUCAGCAUCAAAAGCAAAAGCAAAGCCAGUUCCGAGGCCCCUGCAGCUCACGUUGCCAAGGCUGGUGGGACAGACCCCAGGAAACCCCUCAUUUCACCCCAGACCUCCCACAAAAUGCUUUUGAAGGGAGCAUCUAACCAGUUCCACAUAGACCACGAGGAGCUUGACAAAAAUGCCACGGCCACCCCCAGGUCCCCCCAGUGCGUGCUGGAGAGCAGGCCACCUGCUGCCCCGGGGUCACUGAAGCCGUCAGUUUCGGAAACGAGCAUCACAGCGUUCAUUUCGCCCCACGCCUCCCCCAGGACUCUCCCUGAGCAGGGUGCAUGCGGUAGAUCCUACGUGGCUUUCCACUCAGAACCCAGCAGAGGCUGCCCAGCGGCCCCCAGAUCUCCUAAGUGUGGGCCAGAGACCAGGGCUCCCCCUGUGGCCUCAGGGAAUAGCGCAUCCACAGCCACAAACGGACAGGAGGCCCCACCUCCUGGGCAGAGGGAGCGGCGCACGGCCAGCCGAAUGGAUUCGGCACCAGAAGUAGCCCGAUCGGGGGUGACUGAUGACAAAGGAGGCAGAAUAAUUACUGGUGAUCCCCUAGAAAGAACAAACCAGCUGAAAAUAGUUGAAAUUUCUUCUGAAAGAAUGCCCAAGAAUGCAUGUGGUGACAAGCUAGCUGAAAGUGACAGAUUAAGAGGGUUCUUAGCCCAGAGCAACUGUCAGGAGAAGAGUGAGAUCAGGUUCUGUCACCAGUCAGAGGAGACGUCCUCAAGUCAUCCGCCGUCACUCACAUCUCGUGCGUCCCAGGUAGAGCAGGAAACCCAGCGAUCUUUCAGUGUGGCAAAACUGGCUUCCUCCUCCUCCUCCCCACAACUGCCUACUAGAAAGGUGGAUUCCUCGCAGGGGAAGUCAAGUCAGGUGUCAGGCUCCCUCGGGAUGACCAAGAACGGCACGUCAGCGGGCCCAGUGCCAGAUGACCAUCCAUGUUUCACACCAAGGCCAGCGACCAGGACCUACUCCAUGCCGGCCCAGUUUUCAAGCCAUUUUGGACGGGAAGGGCAUGCUCUACACAGCCCAGGUCGCUCUCACCGGGACAGCCAGAUCCCUGCAACAAGUGGGGGGCUCCUCGAGGCCAAGGCAGCCAGAGGUGGUGGUCUUGGCCUGGCUAACGGACAGGGCGUGUACAGCGUCAAGCCCCUCCUGGAGACAUCGAGGAACCUUCCAACAACAGACGAAGGGGAUGUUCUUUCAGUGCGAGAGACGAGCUGCCUAGUCACGGACAAAAUCAAAGUCACUAGAAGACAUUACUACUCUGAGCAGAACUACGAAUCUACCUCAUUUUUCUCUGUGAAGCAGAGGAUCAAGUCUUUUGAGAACCUAGCCCAUUCUGACCGGCUGGUGGCCAGGUCUGGGGUGUCUCCUUUUUUGUCAGCGAGCUCCAAGCCUCCCAUUGGGAGACGGUCAUCUGGCAGCAUUGCUUCCGGGAGCCUCAGCCACCCCAGUGACCCAGCAGCAAGGUCACUGAGACGCAGCCUGAGUUCCUGCAGCGAAAGCCAAAGUGAAGCCAGCACCCUGAUCCCCCAGAUGACCAAGUCCCCCUCCAGCACAGCAUUGACAGUCUCCCAGCAGAAUCCAGCGGAGGCCAGUAACAAGGGCCCUGACUCAGACCCAAAGAAAUCACUUAGUCCUUCUGGAAUUCCCACCCCAACCAUGACCCCAGCCUCUCCCGUCAAAAGGAACAAGUCCUCGGUGCGCCACACCCAGCCCUCUCCCUUAUCCCGCUCUAAGCUCCAGGAACUGAGGGCCUUGAGCAUGCCUGACCUUGACAAGCUCUGCAGUGAGGACUUCUCAGUGGGACCGACAGCCGUACUCUUCAAAACCGAGCUGGAAAUCACCCCCAGGAGGUCGCUUGGCUCUCCCGCGGGAGGCCUCAAUGGGUCCACUGCCCUUUCAUGCCCCAUGAAGCGGGGGGACAGGGCCUGUCCAGGAGGAAGCAGCCCUAAAGCCAGUGAGCCUGGGGCACCCAGUUCAGCCCAUCAUGUGGGUGAAACCACCUGGGAUCUGCCUUCUGGAAAAGGCUGGUCAGUUAAUUUGGAUCAACUUCUAGUCUCAGCAGGAGACCAGCAAAGAUUACAGUCUGUUUUAUCAUCAGUGGGGUCAAGAUCGACGGUCCCGGCUCUCAUUCAGGAAGCGAAAGCACAAUCAGAGAAUAAAGAAGAUGUUUGCUUCAUCGUCUUGAAUAAAAAAGAAGGCUCAGGUCUGGGAUUCACUGUGGCAGGAGGAACAGAUGUGGAGCCAAAAUCAAUUGUGGUGCACAGGGUGUUUUCUCAGGGGGCUGCUUCUCAGGAAGGGACUGUGAACCGAGGGGAUUUCCUUCUAUCAGUCAAUGGCACCUCACUGGCUGGCUUAGCCCAUGGGGAUGUCCUGAAGGUUCUGCACCAAGCACAGCUGCACAAAGAUGUCCUUAUAGUCAUCAAGAAAGGGAAUGACCAGCCCAGAUCCUCCACCAGACAGGAAGCCAAUGGGAAGGGCUUGCUAUCCAGAAAGACCAGCCUCCUGGAGCCUGGAGUAGGUAGAAGUGUAGCUUCCCACGAUGCUCUGUGUGUUGAAGUGCUGAAGACCUCUGCUGGGCUGGGAUUGAGUCUGGAUGGAGGAAAAUCAUCGAUGGCUGGAGACGGGCCCCUGGUCAUUAAAAGAGUGUACAAAGGGGGUGCAGCUGAACAAGCGGGAACAAUAGAAGCUGGAGAUGAAAUUCUCGCCAUUAAUGGAAAACCCCUGGUUGGGCUCAUGCACUUUGACGCCUGGAAUAUUAUGAAGUCUGUCCCGGAGGGACCUGUGCAGUUAGUAAUUAGGAAGCAUAGAAAUUCGUCCUGA